Molecule: messenger RNA, 1403 nt
Organism: Cynara cardunculus var. scolymus (artichoke)
Lineage: Eukaryota; Viridiplantae; Streptophyta; Magnoliopsida; Asterales; Asteraceae
Product: glycine-rich protein DOT1-like
Exons: 2
Coding region: 1-1218 (405 amino acids)
Source: RefSeq, a predicted model, not a curated record
AUGCAAAUCACCAACAACUCACAGUCUUCACUUUCUUUCCCCAUGGCUGUUCACAAAGUUUCAAGUGUGGUGUUCUUGGUGUUAUUAGGUUUGGGCAUUAGUGUGGCGACUAGAGCUCUCUUCACUGUUGAAGAGUACUCUCAUGGUGGUUUAGCAGGAGGUGGUGGUGGUGGAGGUGGUACCGGCGAUGGAGGAGGUGGUGGUUAUGGUGCAGGAGGGGAUCAUGGGGCUGGAUACGGAGGUGGAACAGGGAAAGGUGGUGGUGCAGGGUAUGGUGGUGGAGCAGCCGGAGGUGGAGGUGGAGGCGGUGGAACUGGAGGAGGUGGAGGAGGAGGAGGAGCAGAAGGUGGAGGUUAUGGUGGAGGAGUAGGAGGGGGGAGCGGUGGUGGAUAUGGUGGUGUAGGGCAUGGUGGUGGAGAAGCUGGAGGUGGAGGUGGUGGUGGUAGUGGUAGUGGCAGUGGAGGGGGUGGAGGUGGAGCGCAUGGCGGUGGUUAUGGUGCAGGUGCAGGAGAAGGAGCAGGGGGAGGAGGUGGAAUCGGUGGUGGAUAUGAUGGUGGUGUAGGUGCUGGUGGUGGAGGUGGACAUGGUGGUGGUGGUGGUGGUGGCAUUGGAGGAGGAGAUGGAGCACAUGGUGGUGGUUAUGGUGCAGGAGAAGGAGCAGGAGGAGGAGGUGGUGGUGGAUAUGCUGGUGGUGCUGGGGCUGGUGGCGGGCAUGGUGGUGGUGGCGGAAGAGGUGCUGGCAUUGGAGGAGGAGAUGGAGCACAUGGUGGUGGUUAUGGUGCAGGAGAAGGAGCAGGAGGAGGAGGUGGUGGUGGUAUCGAUGGUGGUGUUGGUGGUGGAGGUGGACAUGGUGGUGGUGGCGGAGGAGGUGCUGGCAUUGGAGGAGGAGAUGGAGCACAUGGUGGUGGUUAUGGAGAAGGAGCAGGAGGUGGGAUUGGUGGUGGUGCGGGUGUUGGUGGUGGUGGUGGAGGUGGACAUGGUGGUGGUGGCGGAGGAGGUGUUGGCAUUGGAGGAGCAGGAGGAAGCGGAUAUGGUAGUGGAGGCGGAACUGGAGGGGGUGCUGGAGGAUCAUAUGGUGGAUACAGUGGAGGAGGUGGAGGUGGUUCAGGAGAAGGAGGUGGAGGUGGUGGUGGUGGUGCGGGAGGUGAGCACGGGGCUGGAUAUGGAGGUGGCAGUGGGAGUGGUGAAGGUGGUGGUCAUGGUGGCUACAUCCCUUGAGAAACUCGUUCAACGUCCACAUUAAUUAAAAUGGGCAAUUGAUUACAUUUCCUUAUAUAUAUAUAUGACUUAUAAUAAUGAUAAUAAGAGAAAAUCCAUAAGAUUUUUGGCAAACUGCCUGCAUCCAUCAAUUUGUAAUCUUAAUUAAUUGUGUUGUUUAAUAGAGAAUUUUAUUACGUGUCUUC